Molecule: messenger RNA, 1506 nt
Organism: Scatophagus argus
Lineage: Eukaryota; Metazoa; Chordata; Actinopteri; Scatophagidae
Product: immunoglobulin G-binding protein H-like
Exons: 3
Coding region: 1-1506 (501 amino acids)
Source: RefSeq, a predicted model, not a curated record
AUGCAACAAGUGAGGAAGACAAGAGAGUUCCGCAGGACACGUGGACCGAGCUUCACAGACAGUUCGUCCAACAGUCAUCAAAACCCCUCGAUGGAGCACUCUGCACCUCGUCAAGAAACUGAAGAGCUGAAAGAACUUAGGAAGCAGCUGGACGAGACAAGGGAAGAGUUGAAAAGACAGAAGUCCCUGAAAGAAAUGUUUAUCGACCAGGGAAAAGAGAUAAAGAUAGAACUGGAGAGGCUGAAAGCAUACUGUAAUUAUAACACUCUCAGCACUGCAAAUAUUGCCGCUCAGGUGAGGGCUCAGUUCACAGCUGAGCUCCAGGCAGAGAAGGAGAAGAACCAGUCUCUCCAAGCAAAACUGGACACAACCAACGCUAUGCACAAUGACUUCAACAGGAUGUUUCAAAAUGAAGCCAACAAGGCCAAGGAGUGGGCUGACACCCUUCAGCGUGAACUGGAGAAGGAAUUCCAGCAAAGGAUGAUCCUUCAAAAGUAUGAAGCUGAGGUCGCCGGUGUCAACCAGCAGGCUGGUAACCUUCAGCAUGAGCUAGAGGAGAACCAACAGAAGACAGUCCUGCAAAGAGAAUAUGAGGAGCUGAAAGCGGCACACAUCCACAGCCAGGAGACGUCCUCAGCUGAGCUCCAGGCAGAGAAGGAGAAGAACCAGUCUCUCCAAGCAAAACUGGACACAACCAACGCUAUGCACAAUGACCUCAACAGAAUGUUUCAAAAUGACGCCAACAAGGCCAAGGAGUGGGCUGACACCCUUCAGCAUGAACUGGAGAAGGAAUUCCAGCAAAGGAUGAUCCUUCAAAAACAGCAAGCUGACACCCUUCAGUGCCAGCUUGACAGAGAAAUUGAGGCACACACAGAAAGCCUUUCACAAAGUAGGAAAACAAUCAACCAGCUGAAGGCUGCCUUCUGUCAAAAGAUGGUGGAGGAGACCGACGACAUGUUGCAGACAGAGAGUCCUUAUGCGAGAGAGCUGGAGAAGCUGAAAGCUAAGCUCAAUGACCAGAUCUCACACAACCCAAACCCUUCCACUCUCGAGGCCGAGAGAACAGACGACCCGCCUCCAAGAAAUAUGGCCAAGCAGGAGGAGCAUGAGGAUGAACCCCACCCUGCACCUGCUGUGGACACACCAAAAGAAGAUGAAGUUCCUGAGGAGCUGCAGAACAAUCAACAGGCAUCCACCUCUGAUGCAUCAGACCUUGAACAUCAGUCUCCAACAGACCCGCCUCCAAGAACUAUGACCACGCAGGAGGAGAAUUGUGAGGAUGAGCCCUGCCAUUCACCUGCAGUGGACACACCGAAAGAAGCCGAAGUCCCUGAGGAGCCGCCGAACAAUCAACAGGCGCCCACCUCUGAUGCACCAGACCUUGAACACCAGGAGGAGGCUGAGAUCUCCGAGGAGACUCCCCAACCAAAGACACCUUCCUUCUGGAAAAGAACACGUCACCAUCUCGGCUUGAGGAAACCACAAAAGUGGAAAAAUAAGAACUAG